Lampris incognitus (smalleye Pacific opah) is the source of this 2487-nucleotide messenger RNA. It is a transcript of the gene ucmaa, whose product is annotated as upper zone of growth plate and cartilage matrix associated a. Lineage: Eukaryota; Metazoa; Chordata; Actinopteri; Lampriformes; Lampridae. Gene Ontology annotation, cellular component: extracellular matrix. Gene Ontology annotation, biological process: regulation of osteoblast differentiation; embryonic skeletal system development. The record is from RefSeq and is a predicted model, not a curated record.
AUGUCCUGGACGCGGGUCAUCUUCCUCUGCCUGCUCGGCACCCUCCUCAUCCUCACCUUCUCUGAUGGGGUGAAGGGCGCCGCGGUCCGAGACAACGGCAAAGCGCCAGAACCUCAAGGGGCCAAGCGGCGCGUCUUCAUGCCAGAGUCGGACGCCUCCAACUUCUUCAAACGCCGCAGCCGUCGCUCGGUCAGUUACCAGGCCGAAAUCCAAGCCGAGCAGAGGGUGAGGCUGGCGGGGGACGAGAGGAGGAGGGAGUACAACGAGGAGCAGAGGAACGAGUUCGAGAACUACGUGGAGGAGGAGCGCGACGAGCAGCACGAGAGGACGAGGGAGAAGAACGAGCAGUGGCGGGAGUUCCACUAUGACGGCCUCUACCCCCGCUACCACUGGUACCACUGAGCACGCGCCGCAGCACAGGAGGCGGGACGACAGCCCAAAGCAGCCAACCGACAACAGGCGGGCGAUGACGUCAACUCAGAAACGCACUCGUUCACGGCAGGAGACGUUAUCGUUUGACCCUCCUUUGUAGCAAACGGGACUCCUGUCGCCUUUAAGACACGGCCUCAGCAAUUAACGACUUUUACUGUUACGCUCCCUGUUGAAAAAUCCAAACGGUGUUAAUAAUGGUUCUCCAAUUCAAACUAGAGCUGGGCAACAACUCAAUAUAAUCCUUUCUCGUCUGUCAGUGGUGUUGCAUUGGGAUGAAGUCUGAAUGUUGUCAUAUCUUGAGUCACAAGUGUGAGAUCUAAAUGAACGACAACAAUACAUUGGCCAAAAUGUCUCACAAAAUGACGCAUGGAACAUCUGAGGGAGUAUUAAAUGAAAAGUGGUUUUGGCUCGAUAUUACAAUUCGUUAUUAUAUACAUUACCCAACAGUUCAAUGUGAUGAACCUCCGUUGGAUUCUUAAACAUUGUAUUUUUGCAUAUGUAAGCAGAUAUUGUGCAAAAUUGCCUAUGGUUAUCAUGACUAUAUGUUAUACAUCGCCCAACACUACUUCAAACUAUAAAAUGUACGCAAAACGCAGUAUGUGUAAUGUAUGUUGGGCUUUAGGUGUUGGUAUGUCGAGCUUUGCAUGCUUGUUUUAUUGCCUUGUACCUGUAUAUACUCUUUAGAAUCAGAAAACACUCCCUUCGCCGUUACACCGUAUGAUUAUGAGACACAUCUGCACAACGCACACACACACACACACACAGCUAAGCAUUCUGACGCUAAUCCUCAUUUAUUUCCACUUUUAUUUAAAAUUUACGCCACAAUUUCAUCAUCACCCUCAAACAUUUAAGUCGGUCCGGCGAAGAGCCAAGUCUCCACACAGACUGGACUUCACACUGCUGUACCUCAAAACGUCCAAUAAAGAAAUUUCCCCCCCCCCCUCAUUGUUAAAUCGCAGAGGUCUCCUGACUUAAUGGUGAUAUCACCGGGUUUCUGUGGUAUUCUGAAGGAGGGGAGGCGGUGGGGAAUUCAAGAGCUGAAAGGGAGGAGGAUCCUGGAAAACUCAUCAGCCUGGGAUUUAGGGAAAAAAAGAAAAUGGAAGGAAGAUGUCCAGAUUCCAGAUGAGGUUUCUCCAUAUUCCAGAGUGGAAAUAUUAAGACGGUUACUGGGCAGGGGAGAAAUGAAAGGAAGUGGGGUGGAGGACUUAAAAAAAAAAAGAAGAAAAAAAGGAUAAGGCAGAGAGAAAAACCCUCACAAAACGUGGCACGGCACACCGGCAUCACCAAUCACACAUCUCCGCUUCAGUAUGAUGGUUUCAAAUCAUCCCCCCCCCCCCCAAAAAAAACCCCAUCUAUUUUAUCUCCAACUCAUUGUGUAUUCUAGUCUUUUCUUUGUUAGCGUCCUCUGUCCUGCUGUUUAAUUAAAGAUGCGGCAGGCUGAUUGUGGACCGGCUCAGAGGAGAGACUCCUGCUGGACCGUCUGGCUGCAGGUUUGAGAUUUCCCACCCGGCUCGUGUCGUGGGUGUGUGUGUGUGUGUUUUCUCUGCUAAUGGGAGAAUGAACAGAGUAAAUAAACACACAAACUUUUAACUCGAGCACCGAGAGCUCUGCUGAACUUUUUUUCCGCCGACUGCUCAGGUCAUGUUAUUUCCCAGUGCUGUGUUAUCAAAGCCGACAGCGCAUCAGAAAACCAGAGUAAAGAAUGUGAACAAAGGCAGGAAAUCACACAUUACAUGGAUACCUGAGCUGUAACCAUGACAGCCUUUCUUCACAUCAGUUACUAUUAGUAAUCAUCACUGACAGUCAUUAUUAUUACUAUUAUGAUCAUUUUUGUGUGACUAUGUAAAGUGAGAUCAACAGCGCCGUAUUUGCACAAGAGAUAAGAACGCCUUCUCUUUAUUUUAGCCGGUGGGAUGUUACUGAGACCAUCUCUUCUUGAGAUCCUGCAGAAUAAAAAUCACGCACCGCUUUCAACUCAAUCUGUUCUGUUUAAUCUGCUAGUUUCUAGGAAAAAAAAGGUUUCAUGGCAAAGCACAAAGACUUUAAAAUAUCCCC